Messenger RNA from Rasamsonia emersonii CBS 393.64, 1974 nucleotides. RefSeq lists its product as uncharacterized. The record is from RefSeq and is a predicted model, not a curated record. The coding region runs from base 1 to 1974 and encodes 657 amino acids. The transcript has 3 exons. NCBI's taxonomy places the organism in Eukaryota, Fungi, Ascomycota, Eurotiomycetes, Eurotiales, Trichocomaceae.
AUGCCUCCUAGGAUUCGCGGCACGCUCUCCUCCAAGGGCUUGUCGCGCGGAGGUGCCGCAGCGGCAGCAGCAGGAGGAACAGGCGUGUUCUUCUUCUGCCCAUCUUGCGCCGCUACAUGGAGGAGGAGUAGUAGUAGGCGGACGCUGGCGACUCAGCGUCCCGACGACAGCUUUUCCAGCUUUUCUUCUUCUUCCCGGCGAAGAAGAAAAGAGAACAACAACCACCACCUGACCAGCACCGUUCUUCAUCGUCGUCCGGCGUCGGUGCUCGCGACGGCGGCAGCAGUCAGUGCGGCGAACAGAAAUAAUAAUCAUGUCCCCGCGCGAUUCAGAGAGUUGUACGAGGCCUUGGAGGAGGUGAGAGAGGCUGUGCCGGACAAGAUCAGUCUGAGUCGCUUCCAGCUUGCGAAGAGGGGGUUGGAGUCUGAGGAGCCGGUUAUUCGUGUUGCUGUUCUCGGCUUAAAUGAUGUUUCUACCACACGCCGACUGGUCCGGUUGCUUCUUGCGGAUCCGUUGAGCGAGAGAGAGCCCUGGGAGGAUUUGUUGGAGUCUUACGGUACAGAUUGGUCGCCGGGAUUACUUAUACGUUACGGCGAACAGUCCGGUAUGAUCCGUAAUAACCUGCUCCCUACGGUAUCGGUUCCAUCCGCCCUCUUGAAGAAAGGAAACAUUGAAAUCUUGGUGAGCUCGCUGGGCGCUGGCACGGAGCCGGCUGGUGCUCGUGUCACUGAGGAAACCUUCCUUGUCCCGACCAUCACGAUCCGCACGUCUCACACGGGUAGGCACAGCGUCGUCCGGUAUCCGGUACACAGAACCAUCGUUUGCGGCACCGGCGUAGACAGUCUCCUUGCGUACAGCCGCUUGGUUUCUCGCGCUAACCUCCAGAGAGGGGAGCGGUCGGUCCAUGGCGCCAUCGAGCUGAAAAUAGAGGAGAAGCAGCAGAAGGCCGAUAGUAAGGUGACGUUUGUGGACACGAGGAAAGCUGAUGAGGCAUUGGCAAAGUUCCGCGAGUCGGUCCAGAACGCCUCGGAUUAUGAGCGUGGAUGGACGACCAGCGGAGUUCAGCCGCUUGUGGAUUGGCUAUCCACGACGCAACAUAAGGAGGGCUUGGACCCAGACUUGGAAGCACUCAUUCAAUCGCUGCUGGAUGCGGCCGAGGAAGGUGUCAGAGCCAAGGAGGCCCAACGCCUCCGGGAACAAGAAGCGGCGUCUAUCCCAGACGAGGUGCGCGAACAACUGGACAGGACGGUAACUGUUUGGGCGGAGAGGGCCCACACCGAGCUUCGAAAUUCCCUCGAGGAAGGGUUUGCGAGCAAGCGUUGGCGGGGGCUCGCGUGGUGGAAGCUGUUCUGGCGGGUUGACGACGUGGGAAUGAUCACGUCGGAGAUCCUGGAAAAGAGAUAUCUCUGCCAGGCUGAGAAAGAGGUGAUCUGGACGGCCGGCCAGAUUAAGCAAGCCGGGCUUCUUGAUGAGCGUGCGGACUCGGAAGAUGAAGCAGCCGAUAACGCCGAAAGCGAAAAACAAGAAGAACCAGCUCCGAUGCAGGAAGAGCAGCCGUGGCCGAUGCAGGUGGCCACGAGUCGCUCCCAGCUCAGCAAUACAACGGUGCCGUCUUUGCAGGCACUGUCGCAAGGCCUGGUGCUCUUCAGUCUCUCCACGACGGCGCUGACGUCGGCUCUCUCGGGCCUGUUGUACGCAUCUUCAUCGACGUCCAUGUACGAAGCCUGCACGGUUGCCGCAGUAGGGUUGAUCUAUUCCUUGCGACGACAGCAAAAGAAGUGGGAGACGGCGCGCACGUUCUGGGAGAAGGAGGUGCGGGAGACGGGACGCCAGGCACUGAAGGAAACGGAGCAUGUCCUGCGCACCUUGAUCCGGGAGGGCGGUCGUCGACAGGCGGAAGAAUUGCCUGAGACGCGUGCGAGGGCGACCAUUGAACGGGCGAGGAAGGCUCUUGAAGCUGCGAAGCGUGGAUGA